AUGUACUUCACCAUCCCGACCGUCAGAGUGAUGUUUGUCUUCGAGAAAGAAGACGACGCGCAGUACCAGACGCUCAGAGCGGCUGCCGAGAGAAUGCACUACGAGUGCACGCUGGCCCUGAACACCGAGGAGGCGCUCAACUUCUACCUCGUGGCCCACCCGCACUUGGUGUUCGUCGACACGCGAGACGGCAACUCCACUGAAUCGGUGACCUUGUGCAGAAUGCUGCGAAGUUUCAAGGGUUGCGAGUUCUCUUGCCUCGUCGCUGUCGUAAAGAAAGCGCUGGCCGAACAAGACGACGCCGCCAUCAUUCCACUGCUGAGGUCUGGCUACAACAGGUGGUUUUCGGAAUCGUGCUCCUUGGGCGUGUGCUUGAACGAGAUGAUCCAGAUAGAGCACAAUGACCUGGUCAACCUGUGGAAGCUCAUGGCUUCCGAGACCCUUUUCUCCGCGCUGCACCAUACGCGGGACAGUGUCAUCGUCACCGGACCAAAACACGAGAUACAGUACAUGAACAGCGCCGCGGAAAAGUUUGUCGGCUUUUCGGUCGAGGAGAUGCUGGGAAGAGACGCCCGCGAUCUGUACGAGCUUUCGUUGCUCAGGCCGGACGUCGCAGGAGGCAUAGGCACGCUGCUGAGCGAGGGAAAGGAGUGGCAGGGAACUCUGCUACAGAAGCGCAAGGGCGGAGAGAGCGUGCCCGUGCUCAGCAAGAUCACUCCCAUCGACAUAAACACUGUCGGGAAAUCAGACUACAUCGUGUACGUGAAGGAGAACCCAUUCUUCAUGGACAAACCGUUCUCGGCUGACAUGGUUGGAAUCAGCAGACGGCAGUCAUUUGCAAAGUUCAACACCAUGGUGAUUGAAGCACCCGUCACAAAGGUUCUUAACAUGCUGUUGAAGGUUAAAGAGAGCUCCACAGCACCAGCCGUGGUGCAGCAACUGGAUCGCGUCAUCGACAUCCUCCGCACCAGCGAGCUGUACAACCCAAACCUUGGCGCCAUCCAGACGAAGACCGAGGACCAAACAGCCUCCGACGUGCCCACAACAGUCACGAACAUCGGAUCGCCACAGAGACCCAUGGGCGUGCGGCGGUUGUCCCACGAGGUGACGCAGAGGAGAGUGAGCAGCGCCAGCACAACGUCCAAUGGCGCGGUUCCGUGCCUGUCCUCGGCGCCGUGCAAGAUCGCCGAGUUGUUGGAGAACGACGUCAAGUGGGAGUUCGAUAUUAUCGAGUUGGAAGCUCUCACUGCACGGCGACCGCUCAUCUGGCUGGGUAUGUCGGUGUUCUCAAAGUUGAACGUGCGCUUGAGUUUGGAGACGGACGAUGCCACCAUACGCAACUGGCUGCAACUGGUGGAGAGUCACUACCUGGACAAUCCGUACCACAACUCGACGCACGCUGGCGACGUGAUGCAGGCCACCGCCUACUUUCUGCUUAAACUGAGGAAAAAGGACAUCUUCGACCCACUGGACGAGGCUAUCUGCCUCAUAUCAGCGGUGGUUCACGAUAUCGACCACCCCGGAAGGUCGAGCCAGUUCCUUACCAACUCCGACAAUGAACUGGCAAUACUCUACAAUGACCGCUCUGUACUCGAGAGUCACCACGCAGCGUUCGCGUUCAAGCAGACACUGUCGGACGAGAAGGCGAACAUAUUCCUGAAGCUGGACCGGGACACAUACCGCGCGGUGCGAGCGUCCAUCAUCGACAUGGUACUGGCCACUGAGAUGACCAAGCACUUCGAGCACCUCUCAAAGUUCAUCAACGUCUUCCAGAAGCCAGUGCAAGGAGAAGGGGCACUGGACGUGCAGACAGAUGAGGAAAAGCGGCGAGGCUUGCCCGUCGUGAUGCCCGCCUUCGACCGGCUCACCUGCAAAAUUGCCAGUUCGCAGAUCGGCUUUGUAAACUACUUCGUGCGUGAGAUGUUCCGGGCCUGGUCAGACUUUGGUGAGAUGCCGGAACUGAUGGACUACAUUGAGAAGAACUAUGUCUACUGGAGCGAAAAAGACAAGUGA
Messenger RNA from Rhipicephalus microplus (southern cattle tick), 2013 nucleotides. Its product is annotated as high affinity cAMP-specific and IBMX-insensitive 3',5'-cyclic phosphodiesterase 8B. Gene Ontology annotation, molecular function: 3',5'-cyclic-nucleotide phosphodiesterase activity. Gene Ontology annotation, biological process: signal transduction. NCBI's taxonomy places the organism in Eukaryota, Metazoa, Arthropoda, Arachnida, Ixodida, Ixodidae. The record is from RefSeq and is a predicted model, not a curated record.